UCGUUUUCGUUGCAAAAUGUUUUCCGUUUGGAGUAGGCCUUAAACAGUUUCGCAACAGACGAACGUUUUGCAAAAGAAUUGGCGUAAUGAAUACACCCCUGGUUCGACCGGACAGCCCAGGUGUUGUUCUUGUCAGACGGCUAUGUCACGCACAGGGACUGGUUGGUCACAUGGUCCAGCUCCUACGUUCUGCGGAAAUUAAUGAACGGAAGAAACAGGUGAAUGUAUUAUCGGCAGGGCAGAGACCAGUGUGUCCCCAUGUCUGCUAGAGGAGGUUCCUCUGGCCGUUUCAACAUUGUCCAGGAUGCAGAACCUCACUACGACCAGGUCCCAGUGGGCUCCUUAUGGAGGGACCAGGACCUCCCUCCUCCUCCCCGCUCCCUUGGGGGUUUCAGGGGGGCAGACCUGGCUGUGAGCUCCGACCCCCUGCCCCCCCCUCCCCUCCCAGACCAGCCCCCCGUGGGCCCUGACUUCUACCCCCCUAGCGACGGUGCCUCGGAGCGCCUUGACAACGACAGUGCAGCCAUGGACAUCAAACCCGUCCGCCGCUUCAUUCCUGACUCCUUCAAGAACUUCUUCCGCGGCAACAGUGUCCGUGGUAGCAGCAACAAGCCCUUCUCCUUACCCCCCUCCCCGCCGCUGACGGAAAAAGACGACCUCAAACCAGGAACCACUAGAGGUGUCCCCUGCUCCCCUCCCUCUCCCUCCCUCCCUGGCUCCUACCUGGAUCCGUACGGAGGCUCUGGCGGAAGCUACAACUCCAGAAAAGAACGUGACGCCAUGUUGCUAGGAACCGAUGCAUUCGAGUCUGUCUCAGGCGUCACAUUCCGCUCAGCCAAGACCUACAGCGAGCGGGUGGAGGAUUACCACCAGCGCUACGCCUAUAUGAAGUCCUGGGCGGGGUUACUGCGCAUCCUGGGCUGCGUCGAGCUCCUUUUGGGCGCUGUCGUCUUUGCCUGUGCGUGUGCUUAUGUGCACAAGGACAAUGAGUGGUUCAAUAUGUUCGGCUACUCCCAGCCACAAUUGUUUGGGGGGUUAGGGGGCGGCGCAGCAGCGUACGGAGGCAGCGGAUCGUUCAGCUACGACGGACCCAAAACCCCCUUCAUCUUGGUAGUGGCUGGCCUGGCCUGGAUAGUAACGGUCAUUAUGCUAGUCCUGGGGAUGACCAUGUACUACCGUACCAUCCUCCUAGACUCGUCUUGGUGGCCGUUGACUGAGUGUGUAAUUAACCUGGCCCUUGGGUUUCUCUACAUGGUAGCAGCGGUCAUGUACGUCAGGGACACAACCAGAGGAGGCCUCUGUUACAUCCCUGUCUUCAACAACGGAGUCAAUGGAGCCUUCUGUCGCACAGAGGCCGGACAGACCGCCGCCAUUAUUUUUCUGUUCGUCAACAUGAUGAUAUAUUUUGUGGGCGCCGGUGUGUGUCUGAAGCUGUGGCGGCACGAGGCGGCGAGGCUGAGGAGGGAGGGGUUAGCGCAGGAGGUGAGGCUGAGGAGGGAGGGGUUAGCGCAGGAGAUGAAAACCAUUGGAUCUUCCCUGCCAAUAUCUGCUCUGGGCGGUUCCAGGACCUCAGCGCAGACCCCUCUCCCCACCCUCCAGACUAUCCCGGAGGUGUUGGACGGCCAUGUUGCCUCUCCAGCCGCCCCUCUGAUGAUGGAGCCAGAGAUCCUCCGAGGACACAUCCCCUCAGGACACAUCCCCAAACCUGUAAUCAUCGCAGACUACGUGGCGAAGUACCCAACAAUCCGUACAGAGGAGGAGAGGGACCAGUACAAGGCUGUGUUUAAGGACCAGUAUGCUGAGUACAAAGAGCUGCAUGCUGAGGUCCAGGUCAUGGCCAAGAAGUUUGACGAGAUGGACGAACUGAUGAGGAACCUGCCUCCACGGCCCUCCAGUCAACUGGAGAAGGAACGCAUCAAUACCAUAGUAUUGGAGUACCAGAGAAAGAAAGCGGAUCCUACGUUCCUUGAGAAGAGGGAGAGGUGUGAGUACCUGAAGAACAAACUGUCCCACAUCAAACAGAAGAUCAAUGAAUACAACAAGGUUAUGGACUGGAACGACGGAUUCAACUAGACGAACACACACUCUGAACUGUGCAGCUUAACUGAGCCAGGUCAAGCCCGAAUGCUGAAGUUUUACCCUCCGCUACAUUAUGUUGGAUGCCAUUCCUUGCCAGUUAUAUGCAUUAUGUGGAUAUGCCAUGGGUCAAAUCAUAUAACGAUUUUAGUGCCACAAAAAUUGAUAUUGAGGCUGGUUUUAUAAUCUACACGUUUUCUUAUCUGAUGCAUUUUGUUUUUAUUGAUGUCUGUGAUAUAUUUGUUCACUGCCAUAAUUGUAAGUUGGUUGCCACUGCCCAACCCUGAAGGACAGAUCAGUCUCUACACAGUACCCCAACAUCAAUUUGACCACGUGGGCAGAUGUCAUUCUUUGUUGUGUAUAAUUAUUUAUCUCUAUUGUACCAUUUUGUAAACUCUAGAUACUGUUAACAGUAUGAAUCUUAACAAAUCUGUUAUGUUUUCCUCAAUAUAUUUUUUAAUUAAGUGACAAAGCAUCUCCAAUGUAUUAUAUGUCGUUGUUGACUUGUGUUUUUCAAAAACUAUUUUUGCAGCUUCUGGGUGUACAUGAACACAGUCCAAUGUUGUACACUGAUGUCAAUCGAGGUGGUUUAUUUGGAACACGCGGCCUUUCUGGUAUAUUUUGUACAUUUAUGUGUAGAAACGUUAUCCGCUAUCAUAUAUUUCUGUUUCGACUUGCUUACCGAUGUACUUGUAAUUUCUUGAUAAUUGAAGGAAAGUCUGGAAAGUUUGAUUUCAGCACAGUUUGAUAAAGAUCCUCAAAACUAUGAUGCCCCCCUAGUAGAAAUGACUGUUAUAUUAGUCACAGAAGAGUGUGUGUGUGACUGACUAUGUCAGUGGUUGAUGAAUGUCAGAGAAUAAUGGGAAUUGAUUGGAUCCUUUUUCUGUCAGUCAGUGUCUGUUACAAAAGGGAAUCUUGCCUAAACAAUGUCUCUCUCUCUCACACACACACUUCCUGUCGGUGUGGAAUCUUGCCUAGUCCUCAUGACAUGGCUGUUGUUGGUCUCGUUGAAGCCUGGAGGACUGGUUUGGUCAUGAUGGACACUUAAGGGGAGAGGGGGUUGGGCAUCACAGUUCCCUAUUCAAAUCAACAGUGUAGAGUUCUGGCUCCACUGCAACUCCCAGCAAGGUGUCAUCUUACACACACACACACCAUAGGCCUUUAUAGGUUGAAAAUACUCAGGCAAGUUACGAUUCCAUGCGGAAGCUUUUGAAAAUUAACAGAUUCAUCGAACCAGCGCUGUUGCUAAAUAGCAUAUCAGGUGCCUUAGUUUAGAAUUUGUCCUUAUUUAUGCAAAGAGUUCUGGGAUAUUAGAACCCUCAUGACUUAACCAAGGUUAUCUUCAACCUAGCAUAGGAACAGGAAGUUAUUUUUAAUAAUGUUUUAUUUUAUUGCAACAGUAACAAUAUUACACAUCAAUACAAAUCAAAUGGUAUUAGUCACAUGCGCCAAAUACAACAGGUGUCAACCUUAGAGGGAAAUGCUAACUUACGAGCCCCUAACCAACAAUGCAGUUUAAAAAAAAUACGGAUAAGAAAAAAAAGUAAUUAAAAACAGGGACAUUACUCUGAAUACAAUGAAAUAACUGAAAUAAUAGAACAACAGGCAAAUUCAACAAUAAGUGGAUACGACUGGCAGUUAAUGAAGCCAUUUUUGGUGAUUCUAAUUCAAUAUAUUGCUAUGGAAGUGACCAACCCAUGCUAUGGUCAAAAGCGACAACCUUUUAUCCAGUUAUCCCAAAAGUUAAAGAAACUAAUUUUAAAAUAUUUCCUUCCAUCUAACCUGUUAAUGAUUUCUUGCACAAAAGAUUCCAUUUUGACAAAAUGCCUGUUUUUUUGUUCCAGAAUCUGUAGAGCAUUUUUUACCCCCAUGUCGCCAUUCUAGUAAACUAUGGAUUGAAAUCCAUAAAUGCUUGUGUAUAUUACCUAUGUUAACCUUUGAUGAUGUUAAAUGGCAUGAUGCUUAUCCUUGUAAUUCCGAUCUAUCAUAACUAUUUUAUUAACAUUAUUAUUCUCUUGGACAAAUAUUAUAUUCGCAAAUGUAAAUGGGGUGGAAAAAAAUCCUUAUUUCGUUAUUUUUUAAAAAUUGAACUGUUACAAUUGUAUAAAUCCCUCAAACUUGUGAAACUUAAAAAGUUGGGAAGAUUAUUCGAAGUCAUGUCUCAGAAUGUCUGUUAAUGUUGCCUUGUCACAUAUUAAAGACCAGGAAGUUA
Molecule: messenger RNA, 4288 nt
Organism: Oncorhynchus keta (chum salmon)
Lineage: Eukaryota; Metazoa; Chordata; Actinopteri; Salmoniformes; Salmonidae
Gene: marveld2b
Product: MARVEL domain containing 2b
Biological process (GO): bicellular tight junction assembly
Cellular component (GO): cytoplasmic vesicle; bicellular tight junction; apical plasma membrane
Source: RefSeq, a predicted model, not a curated record